This is a messenger RNA of Cygnus olor (mute swan), 1870 nucleotides long. It is a transcript of the gene NKX2-1, whose product is annotated as NK2 homeobox 1. The coding region runs from base 99 to 1199 and encodes 366 amino acids. Gene Ontology annotation, cellular component: nucleus. The record is from RefSeq and is a predicted model, not a curated record. Gene Ontology annotation, biological process: cell differentiation; regulation of transcription by RNA polymerase II. Gene Ontology annotation, molecular function: RNA polymerase II cis-regulatory region sequence-specific DNA binding; DNA-binding transcription factor activity, RNA polymerase II-specific. The transcript is spliced from 3 exons. Lineage: Eukaryota; Metazoa; Chordata; Aves; Anseriformes; Anatidae.
CUGCGAGGAGCCCGCUCUGCCCUCGCACGGAGCCCUGCCAGUGGGGCCGGAGGGGACCGACCGAUCACGGAGGGGCCCCGAGGAAGCCUGCAUGCGAGAUGCUCCACGCCCUGGGCAGCUGGAGGAGCAACUGUGCGUGCGCUGCGGAGGGCCGCCGAAUCAUGUCGAUGAGCCCAAAGCAUACGACUCCUUUCUCAGUGUCUGACAUCUUGAGUCCUUUGGAGGAAAGCUACAAGAAAGUGGGCAUGGAGGGCAGUAACUUGGGGGCUCCCUUGUCAGCCUACAGACAGUCUCAGGUUUCUCAGCCGGCCAUGCAGCAGCACCCCAUGGGCCACAACGGAACAGUGACUGCCGCCUACCAUAUGACAGCGGCAGGGGUCCCCCAGCUCUCCCAUGCUACGAUGGGGGGCUACUGCAAUGGGAACCUGGGCAACAUGAGUGAGCUCCCGCCUUACCAGGACACCAUGCGGAACAGCGCUUCGGCGACAGGAUGGUACGGCACCAACCCGGACCCCCGCUUCUCCUCAAUCUCCCGCUUCAUGGCGCCGUCCUCGGGCAUGAACAUGGGCGGCAUGGGCAGCCUCAGCUCCCUGGGGGACGUGAGCAAGAGCAUGGCCCCGCUCCAGAGCACGCCGCGGAGGAAACGGAGGGUCCUUUUUUCCCAGGCCCAGGUUUACGAGCUGGAGAGACGUUUCAAGCAGCAGAAAUACCUCUCCGCCCCUGAGAGGGAACACUUAGCCAGCAUGAUACACCUCACCCCGACUCAGGUCAAAAUCUGGUUCCAGAACCACCGCUACAAGAUGAAACGCCAGGCCAAAGACAAGGCUGCGCAGCAGCAGAUGCAACAGGAGAACGGCUCUUGCCAGCAGCAGCAGUCUCCCAGAAGGGUGGCAGUGCCAGUGCUUGUAAAGGAUGGCAAGCCCUGCCAAGCAGGCUCCAACACACCCACAGCAGCGAUCCAGAGCCAUCAGCAGCAGGCAGCUACAACAAUCACAGUGGCUACCAAUGGCAACAGCCUCGGACAGCAUCAGAGCCACCAGACAAACAGUGCGGGGCAGUCUCCUGACAUGGGACAGCACUCGGCCAGCCCUUCGUCUCUGCAGAGCCAAGUCUCCAGUUUGUCUCACCUAAACUCUUCUACUUCUGACUAUGGCACUGCCAUGUCUUGCUCCACCUUGCUAUACGGUAGGACCUGGUGAAAGGAUUAAACAAAGCAAAACAAAAAAAAAAAAGGAAAAAAAAAAAGAAAGCAGAUAUUCCCAGUCACGCAAAUCUCUGUCCUGUCCAAACUGCUGGGUGUUUUUCUUUUCUUUCUUUUUUCUUUAUUUUUUAAAGCUUUUUUUUUUUUUCCAUUUUACUGAGUGGUUCUCUGAGGACCCAUAAGAGAGAAAGGGAGAGAGAGUGACUUAAUUUUUUUGGUUUCGUUUUGUUGUUGCUGUUGAUGGUUUUGGGUCUUUUUUUUUUUUUUUUUUUUUUCCCAAGGUUAUUGUACGGGGUGUUAAAAAAAUUCUGACUAAUAACCACGGAGCAGUCUGCAGAAAGGGGACCAUCGUUAGGCAUGGUCUGAAGACUUGGAUUUCAAAUGUACACUUCGCCAGCGUCUAGGACUUGCAUGUAAAUAUAGAGAUUUUGGGGGAUGGGGUGGUUUUCCCCAAAAAAACAUUCGCGUCACCCAGACACAAGAAGCAGCUUCCCCCCUCCCCCCGGUCUCCUCUCCCAGCCCCGCCGCCAGGGCCAGCGGAUGGAGACGUGGAGUCAUCAAAGGCUUGGCUUUUAUUUUCCUCCUUACGUUUGAUGUGAACCUGUAGCUGUAUAAUGCUGUCAAAAGUUGGACUAAACCCAUAGUUUUUAGUAGCCUGUAUAUUUUGUU